This is a messenger RNA of Microstroma glucosiphilum, 2024 nucleotides long. RefSeq lists its product as hypothetical. Bases 171 to 2024 code for a protein of 617 amino acids. The record is from RefSeq and is a predicted model, not a curated record. NCBI's taxonomy places the organism in Eukaryota, Fungi, Basidiomycota, Exobasidiomycetes, Microstromatales, Microstromataceae. The transcript is spliced from 2 exons.
GACCACUACUCGUUACUCACUUCUCGCUACUGACGACCCACGACCCGGACAAGAGUCGUCCACACUCAGUGCUCUUUGCUCAGCCCUCUCUGUGCUCGUCUCAGCGGCCUGGUUCUUCGUUAGUUCUCCUUCUCUUUGCUUCCCUACACCCACUCAAGGACUCAGCUGGCAUGAGUACCUCACCCGAUCAAAGCACCAAGAGGCCGAACGAGCGCCUCUCUAUCAUCGUCCAUCCGAGCGGCCAACCGGGCAACGCACCUCGAGUCCUCGUACCUUGCGAAGGCAGGGAGUGCACUGAUGCUCUACUAGCGAAUGGGACCCUCAACUCUAUGGCAGCUUCGAAGCCUGGGGACGACCCAAGCAAAGCGGGCGCUACAUUCGUUGCUUCUCCUAUCAGCAUCAACGGAGACUAUCGACGCCAGUCCAAGAUCAUCAACACCAAUGGCACUCCGACUGAAGCAGUCACUCCUAGCGAUGCCGUCAACCGUAUGAGUGUCGCAACAGCCACGGUUCUGUACCCUCCUCCACCCUCUUUGCCCUUGCGCAUCCAAGCACCUAUGCCAAUUACCCUAGUGCUCAGCCCCUGGCAACACCUCCUAUGGGUCCUCGGUCCGCUCUGUCUCGCCGGCGCCCUUGGAGCCCUCGUCGUCUUCCUCACCAACCACUUUCACGCCUCCUCCGCCGUCCACCUCGUAGUCAUUUCCGCCUACUUCUUCCUCUCCUUCCUCUUCCUAGGCUUUAUCGGAAUGGAGAUGAGGAGCUUUGCUCAGCGCAAGUGGAAGAAGAUGGUCAAGAGGGAGGAGCUGGGAAGGAGUGCGGGAGAGGUUUGGAGGACAGAACAGAUUCCACUUGAUGAGUGGCAGGAGUGGAGAUUGAGGAGACGGGAUACUGAGAGGAGUACUGGGACUGAUAGAAAAAUCAGGUCUUCGCCGGCGUCGAUCAAGAAGGAGGGAAUGUGCGGGGAGCCUUUGACAAGGGGACAAGGCCGUGACGUUGAGCUCGGUGCUGAUGGCUAUGAGGAGGCUGAUCAAACUGAUAUGUCUGGCAAGGAAGACGCCAGCUGGGCACGAGCCUCCUACCAGUCGCGACACUCACUCGACAAUGGCUCUCUCAGCGCUUCAACUCGUGCAAAUGCCUCCACCGGACAUGCAAAUGUCGACACAAGCGAUCACAGCACCCACCGCUACGCACACAGCGUCACGGAUGCCGCAACCAUUGCUCCUUCCACCCGCCUCGGUACGCAAAGCUCACAACGAGCACCCACUUUGACCAACGGCAGAGCAGGCUCAGCCGGAGGCUCCUCUGCUUCAGUCAUGGCGCAGAAUGCAGCCACUGUCGCUACCCGCUCUCAGUCAUCUUCCAGAGGUCGCUCCCGAAGCCCAUCCAAGACGACGGCGUACACUUACGAACUGAGUAAAGUCGCCAAUGCCAGCACGAGCGCAAGUGUCAGCGCGUCCUCCUCUGCUGCUACCAAGGGCAGGGGCGCUACGGACGAAACGGCCGUUGAGGUAGGGUCUGCUCACAUCAGUCGAAGAAGCAGCCUCAAGAGUGAGGCGCGACAAUUCACCGUUACUGGCGCUGGCGUAGUCGCUGGUAUGCCUGUCCCCACUUUGGCUAAAGAGGCGACCCUCAAGGCUAUUCCUAUGGCUAGACCUGCAGCGCCUUGGAAGAUGCCUGUCAACAUGCCCAAUUCUGGUUCUGGCUCAGCCAACGGCAACGGCAAUGGCAACACCAGCAGAACACAGCAGGCCCAAAUCGUUGCUGCUGACCGUGCUCAGAUCUACCAAGGCGCAGCUCAUCACCAGGUCUCCUACCAACAACAGCAACACAAGCAGCAGCAGCAGCAGACCCGGACUCAGACUCACACUCAGGGCAAACCAUCAGAAGAGCGCUACCACCACCCCUUUCCACGCGUUGUCUCUACCAGCGAAGGAGACGCAUUUGCCGAUGCAGAAGAGAGCGCUGAUGCCUCUUUGAUCGCCAGAGCGAGGGCGGUAGCUGCGAGGGCUAAGGAAAGACGAUGA